AUGAAAGACGAUUUUGCAGAGGAGGAGGAGGUACAUUCCUUCGGUUACAAGCGGUUUGGUAUUCAGGAAGGAACACAAUGUACCAAAUGUAAAAAUAACUGGGCACUGAAGCUUUCUAUCAUAUUAUUAUACAUUUUAUGUGCCUUGCUUACCAUCACAGUAGCCAUUUUGGGAUACAAAGUUGUAGAGAAAAUGGACAAUGUUACAGGUGGCAUGGAGACAUCUCGCCAAACCUAUGAUGACAAGCUCACAGCAGUGGAAAGCGACCUGAAAAAAUUAGGGGACCAAACGGGAAAGAAAGCGCUCAGCACCAACUCAGAACUCUCCACCUUCAGGUCGGACAUCCUGGAUCUCCGUCAGCAGCUUCAUGAGAUAACGGAAAAGACCAGCAAGAACAAAGAUACGCUGGAGAAGUUACAGGCAAGCGGGGAUGCGCUGGUGGACCGGCAGAGUCAACUGAAGGAAACUUUGGAGAAUAACUCCUUCCUCAUCACCACUGUCAACAAAACCCUGCAGGCGUAUAACGGCUACGUCACGAAUCUUCAGCAGGACACGAGCGUGCUGCAGGGCAACCUGCAGAGCCAAAUGUACUCUCACAACGUGGUCAUCAUGAACCUCAACAACCUGAACCUGACCCAGGUGCAGCAGAGGAACCUCAUCACGAAUCUGCAGCGCUCUGUGGAUGACACGAGCCAGGCGAUCCAGCGCAUCAAGAACGACUUCCAGAACCUACAGCAGGUCUUCCUUCAAGCCAAGAAGGACACGGAUUGGCUGAAGGAGAAGGUGCAGAGCCUGCAGACGCUGGCUGCCAAUAACUCCGCCUUGGCCAAAGCCAACAACGACACCCUGGAGGACAUGAACAGCCAGCUCAGCUCCUUCGCAGGGCAGAUGGACAAUAUCACCACAGCCUCCCAAGCCAACGAGCAGAACCUGAAGGACCUGCAGGACGUACACAGGGAUGCGGAGAACAGAACGGCGGCCAAGUUCAGCCAGCUUGAGGAGCGCUUCCAGCUCUUUGAGUCAGACAUUGUGAACAUCAUCAGCAAUAUCAGCUACACAGCCCACUACCUGCGGACGCUGACCAGCAACCUGAACGAAGUCAGGACCACGUGCACGGACACGCUGACCAAACACACGGACGAUCUGACCUCCCUGAAUAACACGCUGGCCAACAUCCGUUUGGAUUCUGUUUCUCUCAGGAUGCAGCAAGAUUUGAUGAGGUCGAGGUUGGACACGGAAGUGGCCAACUUGUCAGUGAUUAUGGAAGAAAUGAAGCUGGUGGACUCCAAGCAUGGUCAGCUCAUCAAGAAUUUUACCAUCCUGCAAGGUCCUCCUGGUCCCAGGGGUCCGAAAGGUGACCGAGGACAGCAGGGACCCCCAGGCCCCACCGGCAACAAGGGGCAGAAAGGAGAGAAGGGGGAGCCAGGCCCGCCUGGCCCAGCCGGUGAGAGGGGCCCAAUCGGGCCAGUUGGCCCCCCUGGAGAGCGCGGCAGCAAGGGCUCCAAAGGCCUGCAAGGCUCCAAAGGCUCCCGAGGGUCCCCUGGGAAGCCCGGCCCCCAGGGCCCCAGUGGGGACCCAGGCCCCCCCGGCCCACCGGGCAAGGAUGGACUCCCAGGCCCCCAGGGUCCCCCUGGCUUCCAGGGGCUGCAGGGCACUGUCGGGGAGCCUGGGGUGCCCGGGCCACGGGGGCUGCCAGGCCUCCCUGGGGUGCCGGGCAUGCCAGGUAUCAAGGGUCUCCCUGGCCCCCCGGGCCCCGCAGGGGCGGCAGUGCCCCUGGCCCUUAAGACCGAGCCGACCACAGCACCUGAGAACAACGGCUGCCUGCCUCACUGGAAGAAAUUCGCAAACAAAUGCUACUUUUUUUCAUCUGAGAGAGACUUUUUUGCGAAUGCAAAACUUUUCUGCGAAAGCAUGUCUUCACAUCUCGUUUUCAUAAACACGGAAGAGGAGCAGCAAUGGAUCAAAAAGCAGAUGGUGGCGAAAGAGAACUACUGGAUUGGCCUCACGGACUUGCAGCGGGAGAAUGAAUGGAGGUGGCUGGAUGGGACAUUUCUGGAGUACGAAAAUUGGAAAGCUGGACAGCCAGAUAACUGGGGUCAUGGCCAUGGGCCUGGAGAAGAUUGCGCUGGACUGAUUUCUUUUGGGCAGUGGAACGAUUUCCAGUGUGAAGACAUGAAUCAGUACAUCUGCGAGCAAGACAGGGAGAGAGAAUUAGCAAUUACAUUAUAA
Molecule: messenger RNA, 2229 nt
Organism: Rangifer tarandus platyrhynchus (Svalbard reindeer)
Lineage: Eukaryota; Metazoa; Chordata; Mammalia; Artiodactyla; Cervidae
Source: the annotation of a GenBank genome assembly